CCAUGCGGCUGCCUCGCUGCGCACGGCGCACCGGUGCACGCGCCGCGCCGAUGGGGCUCUCCUGUGCGACGAAUCUGGCCAGUGCGAAGCCUGACUCCGGCGUCGACCGGUCGCCGGAGCUGAGGUAGCCGCCGAUGACCAACUGUACAGUGCACCGAUCGCACUAGCCAUCAAGAUUAGAAUGGUUUGAGUCGUUUUCAGAUUCCAAAGUUCUUUCUCGACCUUUUUUUUGUUUCUUUUACUAUGUUUUCUUUCAUUCCCAGCUUCGUUUUCUAGCGGUAAGUUUGUUCCAAUCAUCUCGGCGAUUUUCGAUGAAAUCCUUUUUCUUCUCGUAUACUUUACUCCCAAUCGUUCGGGAACAUCUAAGUAUCUAACACUACACCUGGGACUCUGGGACUGGGAAGAAGUUAAGGUUGUGCUAGGAAGACUCUGAAAGGAUCGCUCGAUCAUGGCGUCACCUCGUCGAGCUGCUCUCUGCCUCGCUCUAUGCCUUCUCGUCCUACCGCGCCCGCCGGCGGCCGCGGCGCAGAUCACCAACCUGACGGCCGGGACGGCCCUGGCGCCGCCAGGAUACAUCACCAGCCCGUCGGGCGUCUUCGCGUUCGGCUUCCGCGCGCUCGACUCCGACCCCACGCAGUUCAUCCUCGCCACGUGGUUCCGCCUCGACGGCGGCGCCGCCAACGGUAGCAGCGGAAACAGCAGCUCCCCCACCCCGCCGCAGAACGUGGUGUGGUUCGCCAAGAAGGCGGACACCGGCGCGACGCCGCUCGCCACGGCGCGGUCCGCGCUCAGCGUCACGCCCGACGGGCAGCUCGCGCUCAUGGACGGCGCCAACGGGAGCAGCAGCGUGCUGUGGUCGCCGCCCGCGAACUCCAGCGUGAAGCGCGCCUCGGUCCUCGAGCUGCUCGACUCCGGCGACCUCCGGCUCAUCGCGGACGGAGGCGGCGUGCUGUGGCAGAGCUUCGCGCACCCGAGGGACACGCUCCUGCUGGGCCAGUCCGUCGCCUGGGACGCCGGGGCCACCGGGAAGCUCGUGUCCAAGCGCGCCGACGCGGAGUUCACCACCGGACGGUUCAGCCUGGGCGUCCAGGCGGACGGCAACGUCGUCCUCUACGUGGACCUCCGCGACGGCAACGACCCCGACAACUCGUACUGGCAGGCGCACACCAACGGCGGCGGCGGCGGCACGGUCGUCUCCUUCGACGAGCCAGGACGCCUGUACUACACCCUCCGCAACGGCACCGUCCAGAACCUCGUGCCGCCCAUGCCCAACUCCACCCUCGGCAAGUACUACCAGUUCGCGAGGAUGAACCCCGAUGGCAUCGUCCGUGUCUACGCCCGCCCGAAGAACGGCGGCGGGAACGCGUCGUGGACCGUCUCCGGCGCGUUCCCCAGCAACGGCUGCAGCCGGAGGACGUCCGGGCUCCAGGGCCUGUGCGGCCCGGGGUCUUACUGCGUCGAGACCAAGGACCGGCUCAGCUGCGAGUGCCCGAGCGGGUACACCUACAUCGACCCGCAGCACCGGGACACCGGCUGCGCGCCGGAGUUCGCGCCGCAGAGCUGCGGCGCGGAGGACGGCGACCCGGCCGCGUUCGCGCUCGUGGAGGUGCCGAACACUACCUGGGAGACGUCGUUGCACUACGAGGAGCUCUCGCCGGCCACGGCAGAUCAGUGCCGGGACUACUGCCUCAACGACUGCUUCUGCGCCGCCGCCCUGAUCACCGGCGGGACAAAGUGUAUCGAGAUGGCGGCGCUGACGAACGGGCGGCAGGCGAACGACCCUGCGACCAAGGCGCUGAUCAAAGUGCGGACGACCAAGACUCCCGCCGCCUCCUCGCCGGGAACGCGAACCAUACUGCACUACAGGAUCAUCGCCGGCUGCUUGGCGUUUCUAUCGCUGGCAACCAUCGGUGGGCUCCUGGCCCAGCACCACCUCAACAGGAAGAACACGGCGAGGCAGCGGCUGCUGGGCGUGAGAGCCUUCAGCUGGAAAGAGCUCUACCGCGCCACCAACGGCUUCGAGAAGCUGCUGGGCAGAGGGAGCUUCGGCGAGGUGUACCAGGGCGUGCUGAAAUCUCCGGGGAUGACGACGCAGCCCAUCGCGGUGAAGAGGCUCGUCGCCUCGAACGAGUACAGCGAGCGGGAGUUCGCGAACGAGGUGCAGUCGCUGGGGCAGAUCCACCACCGGAACCUUGUCCGCAUGGUCGGGUACUGCAAAGAAGGCCGGCACCGGAUGCUGGUGCUCGAGUUCAUGCCGGGCGGGUCGCUCCGCGGCGCCCUCUUCAAGCCCGGGGCGCGGCCGCCAUGGCGGUGGCGCGCCGAGGCCGCGCUCGGCAUCGCCCGGGGGAUCGAGUACCUCCACGACGGGUGCGCGUCCCCGAUCAUCCACUGCGACAUCAAGCCCGACAACAUCCUCCUCGACGGCGAGUGCGCGCCCAGGAUCACCGACUUCGGCAUCUCCAAGCUCCUCGGCGGGGAGCGGGUACACGCGACAGUGACCAACGUGAGGGGCACCCGCGGGUACAUCGCGCCCGAGUGGCUCCGCGGCGAGGCGCGCGUGGACACCAAGGCGGACGUGUACAGCUUCGGCGUCGUGUUGCUGGAGAUGAUCUGCUGCCGGCGGUGCCAGGAGCCGGUGCCGGACCACCGGGGCGCCGGCGACGAGACGGUCACGCUGUUCGGGUGGGCGGGGCAGUUGGUGGGCGCGCGGAGGACCGAGCUGAUGCUGCGUGGGGAUGACGACGACGCCGCCGCCGCGGAGGAGGACCUGGCGAGGGUGGAGCGGUACGCGCGCGUGGCGCUCUGGUGCAUGGAGCCCAACCCGGCGCUCCGGCCGACCAUGCACCAGGUGGCGCGGACGCUGGAGGGCGCGGUGGACGCCGAGGCGCCGCCGGACCCUCCCGGCUGUUACCUGGAGUCCUCGCCAUUGAUCCCGAUUGCUGACAAGAAACAAUGAAGCGAUCUCAGGCAAAUGCUGCUUAAUUGUGUUUGGGUUUUGUGAACAAACUGUAGUUUUGCUAGGGUGAUCAGCAGUUCACCGCAUGUAUAUUCAGCCAAAUUUGCGGUUUUCAAAU
Panicum hallii is the source of this 3074-nucleotide messenger RNA. RefSeq names its product G-type lectin S-receptor-like serine/threonine-protein kinase LECRK3. The transcript has a single exon. Gene Ontology annotation, molecular function: protein serine/threonine kinase activity; ATP binding. NCBI's taxonomy places the organism in Eukaryota, Viridiplantae, Streptophyta, Magnoliopsida, Poales, Poaceae. Gene Ontology annotation, biological process: protein phosphorylation. The record is from RefSeq and is a predicted model, not a curated record. Bases 449 to 2956 code for a protein of 835 amino acids.